Messenger RNA from Sclerotinia borealis F-4128, 984 nucleotides. Lineage: Eukaryota; Fungi; Ascomycota; Leotiomycetes; Helotiales; Sclerotiniaceae. The record is from the annotation of a GenBank genome assembly.
AUGACUUCAACAUCUUCCAUCGUUGUGACUUCAACAGAUCAACCAUUGGAGCUCAAAGACAGCAGCAGCAGCAGCGUAGCCGACUCCUGGCAAUCUGACAACGAGUUCUUAAACAACUUUGAUCUUCACAAGUACUCUGCAGAUGCAAGUAUGGAUAUGUUAUUUGAGGAAUUUUGUACUCAAAUCGACUCCUCUGACGAAAAGGAUGUCCAACCAGUGAAAGAAGCAUCGUCAGACCUCGCUCAGCCUUCUUCAUCUGGCGUACUUGAUUCAACUAUGAAAGUACCUUCGGACUUGUCGGCGGAAACCACUCCAAAACUCUCUAUUCCGACAUGCCCAGUAGCUACUGGGGUUGUCGACAAUGAGGGUGUUUGUGAAUCUGAGUCUCUCCCCAAUAUUUUGGAGGCUUCAGUCUCGAGAGUGUUAGAUGAGACUGCCUGCGAGUCAGAGUCUCUUUCGAAGGAUUCGGAAGAAUCAGAAGUGGCUGACGACGAGGCUAUCGUAUCCAAACCUUCCGAGGUAGAGACAGAGCAGUUGAAUACGACUAUAUCUGUACAGCAUCUACCAGAGCUUGUUGUCAUCGAUUUAACCGAAUCGAGUGGGGAGGAAUCAACCCCAUCAGUGACUCUUCGAAAGGUGCAAAAGGAUCAAAACCUGUCAUCCUCCAAAAGCUCGAUUACAUCAAGUAAGAAGCGUAAGCGUUGUGAGGCAUCUAAUUCAACUUCCACAUCUGAAAGUCAAGAUGAUCUAUCACCGACUGGUCGACGUACAAGACCAAAAACGUCAUUCCGCAAACACCUCAGCAAUGAGAAUGUAUUCUUGACUUCCUCGGUAGAAGAUAUUGAAGAGUUGCUUGAAGAGAAUGAACAAGAAAUGGCGUUGGUGGAAAGGAAGAGGGUACGAUUGAUUGCAUUGAAGAAGAAAUUUCUAGCUUGGGGUGCCCAUGACCAGAAGGUAACGAGAGAAUGGGAAGGAAUCGUGUAG